UAGCGUCAAACAAAUUCGUUUGUGAUUUGUGAUAAUCGAUAGAGGUUAUGGAGUAAAUCAUCAAUUUUAUUUUAGUGAAGUGUUGUGUUAUUAUCAGUGAUAGAAAUGGAGGCGAGAAAGGAAACUUUAUCUUCCUUUAAACUUUGUCGUUUUUGUUUAGCUCAAGGCGAUACGCUAACAAGUAUAUAUGAAAAGCGAGCUACUAAAAACAAUGUUAAUCUUCCACUAAAAAUAUUGUCAUGCGUCAAUAUUGAGGUAUUUCCCUCUGAUAAAAUGCCAACUUACAUUUGUGCCCGCUGUAAAUUUUUCAUGGAAAUGAGCUAUGACUUCAAGCACAUAUGCAGGCAAGCAGAUGAGCAUAUCUUACAAUAUGUACAGAACGCUACCCCCUUGACAUCUAUGUCCUGGCCGCAGUCUCUGCUCAAAUUGUUUCGUAUGGCUCACAAAACACCGGAAGUCCCUCUAAUGAAGACUGUCAUAGAGGGUGGCACCACUGUCCAUGUGACCGCACAGGAGUCAGAAACUGAUGAGGAGGACGAUGAAAAUGUCUACAAUGUUAAGAUUGGAGAUGGUUCCGAUGAUGGAUCAAAGAGUGCUAGAGUAAAGGUUAUAACAGAUAUAAAACAAGAAAAGGGGAAACCAAAACGGGCCAAAGGUUUCGCAACGGGGCAGAAGUUAGCGAGACAUGUGCGCUCAACACACGUUGAGGAAAGGUCGUUCCCGUGCAAGUAUUGUAACAAAAGCUUCGUCAAGUCCCAUCACUAUACGAGACAUCUCCGUCUAAAACACCGUGAGACGAUCCGCACGUGCCGCGGCCCAUUCGGCGAGACGGACCAGUACCGCUGCGAGCAGUGCGAGGACAGCUUCGCGACGCAGGACGAGCUCAUCUACCACUCCGCCAUACAUGCGACCCAGAGCCUCACCUGCCCCCUGUGUCAGGAGAAGUCUGAAGACGUUGAUGCUGUCACUGCACAUAUUAAGUCUCAUGUCAAUGGUUUGGAGUACAUGUGUGACCUGUGCGAGUUGGUGUUCACGUCGAAGGAGAAGCUGGACAAUCAUAUUCACAACGCGCAUGGAGAUGAACUACACAGUGUACCGGAUCUAAUGCAAUACGAGUCAUCCACUGAAAUGGAUGUUGAUGAAGAUGAAGAGGACAAUGGCAUCAAUGUAAAAGAGUUGGACGACCACAUGGUAGUCGAAUUGAAGAAGGCUAGUGAAUAUCUGUUGCCGAAUGCAGCAGACGAAUCUGAGGAAAAAAACGCUAAUACUAAUUCAGAAGAGAGCGACUCAGAAAUGGGGCUUCCCGAUCUAGCAUCUGCAAUAUCAAUACCUGAGAAGGUUGUUGAGAAACCUGUUACUGAGGCGGUGUCGAUAGCCACUGUAGGUGGCGCCACCAUCACCAAGACCUUCACUCCGGCUAAAAUCAACACUGAAAAGGGAGAAAGUCCGACUGCAAGUAUUCUUCGUAAAGCGGAAGAAAUCAAGAAAAAAGUAGUGCAGCAAGCAGCGGCCGAACCAAUUGCUGAGAAGAAAAACAAUAGUAAAACAGAGAAUAACUCGGCCGGUACCAGCGAUAAGUCGCUGCGUAUGUUAGAAAAAGAGUUACAAGAGCUUAAAAGGACCAACCCCCGCAUUGAAGCCGCUAAGACUCCCGCGAAGCCUUUAGAAACUUUAAGAAGUAGACGUGCACAAAUGCACACCUCCACUCCUAAGCCAAGAACGCCUACAGAAGAAAAGAAAACGCCAUUAGUAGCCAAAUCACCGGCUCCCGAGAAGAAGGUACCAGAACGUAGAGUUGUUACCAAAGAGAACAAGGAACCCAAAGACACCAAGGAGGUGAAGGCUAACAACGGUAACGUUAAGGAUGACAAAGAUAAAGAGGUAAAGGAAAAGGUAGCUAAAGAUAAAGAAACAAAGGAAAAAGAUAACAAGCAGAAGGAGGUGAAAGAAAAAGAAACACCGAAGAGUGUAGUCAAAAAUGGUAAUGACAAGAGCAAUCCCGAAGAAGGUAUUCGCAGAUCUACAAGACCUUCCAAAAUCAAGGAUUACGCUAAGAUGAUACGUGACAGGUCCCAGGAUUCCGAUGAAAAUGACGAUUCAGAUGACACAGAUGAUGAAGAAUAUAAAGAGACUGAGAAAGUUCCCGAGACCAAAACAAGAGCACGCAGAUCUAGUAUCAAGACUCCGGCACCCAAAACUACUCCUUCGCCUGCGCCUAGGAAACGUGGCCGGCCGCGUAAGGACGCUACUACUACUCCUGUAGCCGCCAAAGUUCGGAAAGAGGAAGUUGAAGACGAGGAAGAAGAUGCUUCUGAAAGUGAAAAGGACAAGUCUAAGACUGCGCCCGCCGCUGAAAAAGAAAAAACGCCCGAAAUCAAGAGCACACCAGAAACCCCUGCAGAAACUAAUGAGGCUAGCAAACCAACUGACCAGAAGCCAGCAAGUACAAUAGUGUCGCCCACUGGACAGACUUUGAAGAAAAUACCCAUCAGAGCGUUACCUCCUGGAGUGAAACCAAUGCCUUUACCAGUAACUGCGAGACCAAUGGGCGGUGGCGAAGUAUGCGAGAUGCAAAUCGGCAAGAAGGUGGUCAAAGUACAGAAAAUUGUUAUGACGAAAGCAGAAGUCGAGGCUAUGGCUAAGAAGGGAUUAGUAGAAAUGAAGGAUGGUACAAUGGUACUGAAACAGGGAAUAAAGCUCCCAACUUCAGACGGAUCAGUUCUCAAAACAAGUCUAGUCGGGGAUGAUGCGGGUAAAGAAUCUCCUAGUAAAAAAGAGAAGGUAGCGCCAACGCGGUGUGACUUAGGCGAAAACUUGUGAAGUGUGCACAAGAAACAUUGUUUUGUGUUAUUCUCAUUUAUCAUAUUAGAAAGGCACAUAGCUGUCGUUUAAUACUUAUAAUAAUAGUGUUUAACACCAAUGUAUUUUAUUAAGCAAUUUCUGAUAGGUAAAUGUCACUGUAAACUUUAAGUAUUGUAACGGUUUAAUGUAAUAAAUCAGUUCCAUUAGCGAGGUUUCACCUGUAAUGAUCUACAUGCGUUUUACAUUAUGUAAUUAUUAUUCUGUAAGAACAGUGCCCUAUGUUUAUUCACUUAUUAAGAUUAAAUAAUAAGACCUAAAUGGAUUAAAAGUUCAAUUAUGCAAUGCGUUAAGGAACUUAAAAUAAUAAAACAUAGUUAAAAUA
Helicoverpa zea (corn earworm) is the source of this 3184-nucleotide messenger RNA. RefSeq names its product RE1-silencing transcription factor-like. Bases 106 to 2820 code for a protein of 904 amino acids. The record is from RefSeq and is a predicted model, not a curated record. Gene Ontology annotation, cellular component: nucleus. Gene Ontology annotation, molecular function: zinc ion binding. NCBI's taxonomy places the organism in Eukaryota, Metazoa, Arthropoda, Insecta, Lepidoptera, Noctuidae. The transcript has 24 exons.